Messenger RNA from Alosa sapidissima (American shad), 3136 nucleotides. RefSeq names its product host cell factor C2 (gene hcfc2). Gene Ontology annotation, molecular function: protein binding; transcription coactivator activity. The coding region runs from base 186 to 2465 and encodes 759 amino acids. The transcript has 15 exons. Gene Ontology annotation, biological process: regulation of DNA-templated transcription; chromatin remodeling. Lineage: Eukaryota; Metazoa; Chordata; Actinopteri; Clupeiformes; Clupeidae. Gene Ontology annotation, cellular component: histone methyltransferase complex. The record is from RefSeq and is a predicted model, not a curated record.
GUGUAAUUCUCACUCCAGUGUAGCAGGUGGCAAUGUUGAGUUAUAAAGCAUCAGAAUGGUUAAACAUCAACAAUACGAGCAAAAUCCUCUCACCGAAAACCAAUCCUGUCAGUCAUUCACUCACCCAUCUAUCAGAAAUCUUUGCGGUCUAUGGUUUUUAAACGUCUUGAGUCCAUGAUAGGACUAUGCUGUCGGACUCGGAGGGUCCAUUAUGGAGAAAGGUUCCGUCUUUCACCGGUCCUGUUCCCAGGGCACGACACGGCCAUCGAGCUGUGGCUAUUCGAGAGCUAAUUGUAGUGUUUGGAGGAGGAAACGAGGGUAUUUCGGAGGACCUGCAUGUUUACAACACUGUGUCCAGGCAAUGGUUUCUUCCAGCGGUCAGGGGAGACAUCCCUCCUGGCUGCGCUGCCCAUGGUUUUGCAUGUGAAGGGACCCGUAUCCUGGUGUUUGGUGGCAUGGUGGAGUUUGGCAAAUACAGCAACAAUCUCUACGAGCUACAGGCAAGUCGCUGGCUGUGGAAGAAAUUAAAACCCCGAGGCCCGAAGAAUGCGUCCCCUCCCUGCCCUCGCAUCGGUCACAGUUUCACCCUCAUCGGAAACAAAUGCUACCUAUUUGGGGGUCUGGCCAAUGACAGUGAAGAUCCUAACGGCAAUGUACUAAGGUACCUGGAUGACUUUUAUGAGCUGGAGCUGCAGGCUGUAUCAGGGGUCAAGGGUUGGAGUAUUCCGGACACGAAAGGUGGGGGUCCCUCCGCCCGUGAGUCCCACACGUCAGUGGCCUACUGCAAGCCCGGUCACAGCCCCAAGCUCUACAUCUUCGGAGGCAUGUGUGGCCAUCGGCUUGGUGAUUUGUGGCAACUGGAUAUUGAAACCAUGACGUGGUCCACUCCGGAAAUGAGAGGACAGUGCCCCAUAGCCAGAAGCCUCCAUUCAGCCAACGUCAUAGGAAACAAGAUGUAUGUGUUUGGAGGCUGGGUCCCGGUGGUGGAGUCAGAGAACAAACCCAACGCCCUUGGUGUGGAGUGGAUCUGUACUAACUCUCUAUCAUUGUUGAAUCUGGACACCAUGAUGUGGCAGCGUCUGGGCCCAGAGCAGGAGCAGCAAGAGCAGGAGCAGCAGGCUCCGGACGAGGGUCCCACCACCGUCCCCAGAGCUCGGGCAGGCCACUGCGCCGCCGCCAUCGGCUCUCGACUCUACAUCUGGAGCGGCCGCGACGGCUACCGCAAGAGCUGGAACAUCCAGGUCUGCUGCAAGGACCUCUGGUACUUGGAGACGGAGAGGCCCACCACCCCGUGCGCAGUGCUGUUGGUCAAAUCUACCAUCUCCAUGUUACAUGUGUCUUGGCGCCCCCUGCCUGCAGCAGAGUGUUACCUCCUCCAGCUGCAGCCGCUCCGGCCCCCCCACGCCCCGCCGCCGUAUCCCUCUGACCCCUCCGUCGACCCCCAGGAGCAGUCCACGGAGGUCGUGGAAGAGGGAAGCUCACAAGUCCAUCUCUCAGAUAAUCCUUUUGGUCAGAGCCGUGACGGCCUGAGUGGAAAGAUGUCAUCUGGAAAAAAAAUGACCUCACCACUGAAGGGAGGAGGUGUUGUGGAGACCCCCGUGGAGAUUUGUGAGAGCGGGUCAGAGCCGCCGAUGGAUCCCCAUCACACGAAGGAGAGGAGUGGAAGAGGACUACAAUCAGAACCCUACUCUACAUUGUACCCAGGGAGUUCCAUGGAUCACCUGAGCCAGACUCCAGCUGAAGAGGAGAGCCUGGAGGAGCCUGUCUGGUUUGAUGUGGGCGUCUUUAGGACUCUAUUCGCUGAGGUCACCGAGUACUACCUGCCUCCCGAGGGAGAAGAAGCACUACCCCCUCCGUACCAUUUCACCAGCUCCAAAGAGGUCAAACAGUGGAUACACGAGUGCUACGAGGGCAGGGAGAAACACUCUCUAGAGCCAGGUGUCACUUACAGGUUCAGAGUAUCCGCCAUCAACAGCCUCGGCCAGGGAGACUUCAGUGCUGUGAGCGAGUACAAGACCUGCCAGCCUGGCUUCCCUGGAGCGCCCUCUGCUGUCAAGAUCAGCAAGGUGUCUGAAAACGUGCACAUCAGCUGGGAGUCGCCCACCUCUCCGUCGGGGAAGAUCCUGGAGUACAGCAUGUACUUGGCCGUGCGGAAGAGCCGUGGGGGCUCCAGCAGCGUUGCUGCUACCACCACGGCCGGCACGGCCAGCGGCGACAUGGCCUUCAUCCGCAUCUACCGCGGCACCAAGACCUCCUGCACGGUCAGCCCGUCGAACCUCAGCAACGCCCACAUCGACUGCUCGGCGCGGCCGGCUGUGGUCUUCCGCAUCGCCGCCAAGAACGAGCAGGGCUACGGCCCCGCCACACAGAUCCGCUGGCUGCAGGAUACGAGCAAACUUAAAGCCUCUUCCACUGAAUCCAAAGCAAACUCCGGAGAGGCGGACCAGGAAAGCAAAAAAAGAUAGAGUAACCCCAAAUACUAACCACUGGGCUGAUCUCAUCAGAUGGGUUUGAAAUAAGUACUCCAUCGGAUGCCUUUGUAAAGUCACUCAACACAGGGUUUCUAUUGUAGCACAAUGCCUGGCCUUAGAACACAUGUUUAUGUGAGACAAAUGUCAAUCCUGCCAUUUUUUUCUAAAUCCAUGAGAUAUAUACUGACUGUAAAAUACUACAUAAGUGGAGUCACGAUUUUCCCUCUGGCCACUACAAAUGUAGGAGUAAAUAUUGUUUUUCGAUUCUUUUUAAUGAAUGCCUUUUGUUCUUGUACAUAUGUAUUUAUACUCUUCUUUUUUUAAACAAAAAACAAAACCCAGUUUUUAUGUGUUUUAUUUUAUGUCAUGAAUCCUUCUCUGAGGACGAGGCCAGGUUCUUUUCGUAAUAUGGAUAUGGAGUUACUACAGCAGCUGGGUUUCAAGUGCCUUGAAGUGCCGAAGGGGCCACUCUUGGGUCACUUAUUUUGACUGGUGCUUUUGAUUUAAGUGUUUCACUGGUUUUCGACUUAGUCAAAAAGAGACAAAGAUUGUUACUUGGCAUUAAAAUAUGUCUACAUUUCACUGGAGGUAUGCAAUCCUGAUGAGUGUUUGGUCAAGAUGAUGGUUGAUGAUACUAUAUUAAUAAAGCACUUAUUUAUUGUGUA